ACUUUGUCUCUUCCUCCGCGCCAGGCAAUGAGCUAGCCAUGGCCUACAACCCGCUAUCCCUCUUCCCCCUCCCGCCGCAAGUCGCGGACCCGAAGCCCGUGCCGGCCGCGCUCGCGGUCGACGGCUUCGCCGACAUGCUGUGGGUGGGCAGCGCCGGCGGGCUGGUCAGCGCCUUCGCGAGCCCGCUCACGCUCACGCGCAACGUCCAGUUUCCCGCGCACGGCGCGGCCAAGGGCCGCGACUUCGUCCCCAUGCCGGGGAUACAUGCGGGCGUGCGCCAGAUCCGCGUCACGGACCGCGAGGUGUGGACGCUCGCCGAGGGCGGCAUCAGCGGGCGCAAGCGCGGCGGCGCGCCGCGCUGGAGCGUAACCGACGUGACGCGCUCGCUGCGCGCCAUGACGCCCGCGCCGACCAACUCGCACGAAGUGCUCGCGGGCGGCACGGGGCAGAUGGUGCUUGUCAACAAUGCGCGCGGCGAGAUCGUGCGAAGAUUCGAAUCGCCGAGUACCGUCGUGCACCUCGGCACGCUGCAGCGAAAUAUCGUGUGCGCGUCCGGAUCGGGACAGGUGUCGUUGCUCGACCCGCGGAUAGGCUUCCGCCCCGCCGCGAACGUCUUGCCCGUGCAAGCGCAUACGGGCGGGAUGAGCGGCGCCGACACGCAGGGACACAUUAUCGCGACGUGGGGGUGGACGCAUAUGCAGGGCCACCCGCUGCCGGACCAGCUUGUGCGGCUGUACGACACGCGAACGCUGCGUGCGCUCCCCCCGAUCAGCUUCAGUGCCGGUCCGGCGUUCGUCCUCCUCCACCCCUCCGACUCGUCCAAGGUCGUGAUUGCCAGCCAGUCUGGCAUGCUCCAGGUCGCGGAUAUGAGCGCAAGCUCGAACGAGUUCCAGCAGCUCGACGUGAGCAGCUACAUCACGAGCAUGGCGCUGUCCCCGCGCGGCGAUUAUCUCGUGUUUGGCGACGGCGAGGGGCAGCUACACCUGUGGACGCAGCACGACACGGGCGAUGGGGCCGUGGUUGAUGCUAAUGGCAACCUCGACCUUCCCCCUUUCAACGGGUACGAGGGGAUAAAGCCAGAGUGGCCAGACCCCGUCGAGCCCCCACCCCCAAUCGCUUGGGACGAGGGCACGCCGCUCAAUGUCAUCGGCGUGCCGCACUACGAGGACCCACUGCUCUCUAACUUCUCCCCCGCCGACUACGCUACUGUCUACUCCCCGUUCUUCAACCCACCAGAACAAAUCCCUCAAUCUAUCCUCGCCACCCUCCAGUACCAGGACUUUGUCGGGUACGGGCAGCUGCCCAAAGAGUUCAAGGGGCGGCGUAAUGUCGUGACGGCGCGCGCGGGUGCAGGCAAGCAGUGUCUGCCGCGCGGCGCAAUAGGCAACCGGCGCGAGAGCGAGCCGCGCUUCCGCUCCGAGAAGGACCGUGUGCGCAGAAAGCCGUCGACGCAGGAGAUCGAGGAAGAAACACCCGCCGGCCAGGUGCCCAAGUACUAUCGCAAAGUCGCGAUCAAGUACUCGCGCUUUGGCGUGGAGGACUUUGACUUUGGCUUCUACAACCGCACGGCGUACUCGGGCCUCGAGACGGACAUAUCAAACUCGUACACCAACGCGCUGUUGCAGGCGCUGCAUUACACGCUCCCGAUCCGUGCCGUUGCCAAGGCCCACAUCUGUGUCGACUGCCAGAAGGAGGCGUGUUUGCUGUGCGAGGCGGGCUUUCUCUUCCGCAUGCUCGAGGACGCGAAGGGCACUAAUUGUCAGGCGUCCAACUUCUCGCGCGCCUUCAGCGCCACACCGCAGACAUCGGCAUUGGGCCUGAUGGAGUCGAACGACAAGCUCGCACAAUACACCCUAAUCCAGAACUUUAACCGCUGGCUCCUGUCGACCUUUACGACCGAGAGCAUCGUCAACGGCAAGAGCUUUAAUCUACGCACCUCUGACAUUGCCAACCUUUCCCUCGCUUCCGCCCCAUCCGCGAUCAACCAGGUCCUCGGCAUCGCCGUCAAGACGACCAACACGUGUCUGGCGUGCAACCAUGUCGCGACGCGCGAGAGCUUGCUGCAGACCGUCGACCUCGCAUAUCCGCGCAAACCGGCGGACGCGGGGCCGUUCGCUGACGUGUUGCGUGCUGCGAUUGUGCGAACGAGCAGCACGAAGGCGGCAUGUCCGAACUGCAAGCAGUUUGCACCCCUCGACUCGAAGCGUGACCUGGCCGGCACGCCAGAGCGAGCGCUUCCCCCCGUGUUAAGCGUCAACGCGAUGGCGAGCUCGCCAGAACAACAGGAGGUAUGGCGCGACCGCACAGAAGGGGGCAAGCCCAAGCGCUUCCUUCCUCAGUCUGUGGCGUUCCGGAGGGGACCAAAAGGCCUCAUUGCAGAGAACAACGGCGACACGGGGAUCAUCUACGAUGUCAAGUCGGUGGUCGUGCAAGUGCAGACGGCACCUGAGAACCCGGCGCAUCUUCUCUCGUUUGUGCGCGUGUCCGACGAACAAUGGGUCAUGUUCAACGAUUUCUUGGUGCGACCAGUCAAGGAAGAAGAGGUCUUCUCCUUCGCCGAUUGGAAGGUGCCCGCUAUCAUCAUGCUUGAACGGCGCGACUGCUCGGCGCUGCUCGACUACGAGCGCCUGCCGAAGCAAUUGGACCACGAGGUUCUAUUCAAGGACCAGAAUAUGGCUUUCAACCGCGACAGCAACGCCAUAAUGGCUGAAGUGUUGACACCUGCUGAACUGCCCACUCCAGGCACGCUGAUCAGUAUCGACGCAGAGUUCGUCGCACUGCAGCAAGAGGAGCUAGAGUUCCGCUCCGACGGUACGAAGAAGAUCCUCCGCCCCUCCCACAUGUCGCUCGCGCGAGUGUCUGUCCUGCGCGGGCCUGGGGAGAAGGAGGCCGUGCCCUUCAUCGACGACUAUAUUUACACGAAGGAGGCGGUCGCCGACUAUCUCACCGAGUUUAGCGGCAUCAAGGCCGGCGAUCUGGACCCAAACAACUCCCAGCACACGCUCGUGCCCCUCAAGGUGGCGUACAAGAAGCUGCGGUUACUUGUGGACCUUGGCUGCAUUUUCAUCGGGCAUGGGUUGAGCAAGGACUUCAGAACGAUCAACAUCUUUGUUCCGCCAGAACAAGUCAUGGACACUGUCAACCUGUACACGAUCCCUGGGCGCAGCCGCAAGCUCAGCUUGCGCUUCCUGACCUGGUUCCUGUUGAAGAAGGAGAUCCAGAGCAAGGAGCACGACUCGAUAGAGGACGCGCGCCACGCGUACCUCCUGUACAAGCGCUACCGGGAGUUUGAGGACGAGGGGCGCUUCGAAGACGUAAUGGAGGACAUCUUUGCCGAGGGCCACAAGACGGGCUUCAAGCCGCGCAGCGAAGCCGAUGCGGCGCGCGCGGAGACCCCCACGCCGGGCCCGACGUCCAGCCCAGCACCACCGGGCGGUAACGGGAGCAGCGCGUUCCCUCCGCUGCAGACUGCGCGGCGGCACAAGUUUGCGCGGGGGCAGUGGACUCCGCCCGCGCCGUUCGUGCCGAGUAGGAGAUGAUAGUGUCAGAAGAUAGAUACAUCACGGCGUACCCCUAUGCAUACGCAUCGCACGC
Cutaneotrichosporon oleaginosum is the source of this 3594-nucleotide messenger RNA. RefSeq lists its product as uncharacterized. NCBI's taxonomy places the organism in Eukaryota, Fungi, Basidiomycota, Tremellomycetes, Trichosporonales, Trichosporonaceae. Gene Ontology annotation, molecular function: nucleic acid binding; poly(A)-specific ribonuclease activity; protein binding. Gene Ontology annotation, cellular component: PAN complex; P-body. Gene Ontology annotation, biological process: mRNA processing; nuclear-transcribed mRNA poly(A) tail shortening. The record is from RefSeq and is a predicted model, not a curated record.